GGAGAGCCGUUUCAGAGGAGCCACGGGAACAUUUUCGCGAGGAAAUCAGCUGUUUGCGGGCUGUAACGGUCGGCGAUUUAUGGCGCGCAAGCAUAAAUCAAGAGAUAAUAAUCGCUUUCUAAUAAAAUAACCUUAGAUUAAUAUCAAACAUUACUAUUUAAAGAUAUCCAAUCGUCAUCAAUCACUAAAAUCAUUUCCACUUCCCUCAAAUCUCAUUUAUAAACAAUUCACAUUUGUAUUACGUGCGCCAAAUAUGUCUACGCAAGAGCCUCCUCCAAAAAACCAACUUCCGUUUUGGAUGAGGGAGGAGGCAAAUAGUGGUGGUGAGAUGUGAAAUCAAGAUGAGCUUGGAGGAGCUUGGAGGAGCGACGGGAACGAUUUUUUGAAAGGACGCGUGUAUAUCACACCACGCCCCCAACCGCCGCCAUGUCUGAGUUCAUCGACUCAGAGGCGUCUGAGAGUGAGGAUGAGGAGGAACUCACCUCCCGCGAGAAAAAGAAACUGAAGAAAAUGAACAAAAACAGACUGCAGGACUCCUCAGAGGAGGAAGAAGAUGACGAGGAGGCGAUGCGCGAGGAGAUGAAGGACCUGAUCGACGACAACCCGAUCGAGGAGGAGGACGGCGACGACAGCAGCAGCUCGGACGGCGACGGCUCGGGCGACGAGCGCGCCGGCGGCGACGGACGCGGCGCCCGCAAACGAUCGCGCGAGGACGACCUCGACGACGGCCUAGAGGACGACGACUACGACCUCAUCGAGGAGAACCUGGGCGUCAAAGUGUCGCGCAAACAACAACUGAAGCGGAUUCGUCGCAUCUCGGACUCUGACUCUGACGAAGGAGGCAAAGAGCGCGACGACUCUGGGGAUGAGGAGCGGCCGUCGUCGGAGGGCCGCGAGCCGGCCGACCACGAGGAGCGCUCGGCCGGCGGCGAGGGCGUCGAGCCCGACGACGAGGAGGUCGAGGACGAGGAGGACGUCGACGACUUCCUGGUCGACGAGGACGGAAAGCCGCUCUCCAAGGGACCCAAGAAGAAAAAACACAUCUUCGCCGACGCGGCCCUGCAGGAGGCGCAGGACAUUUUCGGCGUCGACUUCGACUUUGACGAGUUUGACAAGUACGGCGUGGAGGAGGAGAGCGAUGCCGACGACGAGGGUAUCGAGGAGGACGACCCGGACGCGCCGCGGCGCCGCGCGCGCAAAAAGGCCGCCAAAAAGAAGUCCAUAUACGAGAUCUACGAGCCGAGUGAACUGGAGCGCGGCCACUUCACCGACCUGGACAACACGAUCCGUAAGACGGACGUGCCGGAGCGGAUGCAGCUGCGCGCCGUGCCCGUCACCGCCACCGAGCUUGGCUCCGAGGAUCCCGAGCUGGACCAGGAAGCCGAGUGGAUCUUCAAACACGCCUUCAACGACAAGCCCAUCAGCACCCAGUCGAAGGAUGAGGAGGACGAGUUCCGGGACAAGAUCCGCCAGAGCAGCUCGUCCGUCAGCAAGAUCAGGUCGGCGCUGGACUUUAUGCGCAACAAGCAGCUGGAGGUGCCCUUCAUCGCCUCCUACAAGAAGGAGUACAUCGUGCCAGAGCUCACCUCCAACGCCCUCUGGUGCAUCUACAAAUGGGACGAGAAGUGGUGCCAGCUGCAGAAGCGGAAGCAGAACAUGGUCCGCCUGCUGGAGAAGAUGCAGACCUUCCAGGGCGACAUCGUGAUGAAGGACAUCAACGCGGCGCUGCCGGAGGGCAUGCGCGUCCUCUCCAACGAGGACAUCGACAGGGUGAGGCUGGCCGACUCUCCCGAGGAGCUGCAAGACAUCUACCUGCACUUCCGGCUCUACUAUGGACAGGACGUGGCCGCCAUGCACGAACAGGAAAUCAACAAAAAGAAGGAGGAGAAAAAACUGCAGCCCAAAAAGAAACGGAUCGAGACGCGGACCGAGACCAAUGAGGACGGCGAGGAGGUCGAGGUCGAGGUCGAGGUCACCGACGACGAGGCCGAGCAGAAGGCCGAAGACGAGGACGAGGACCGCGAGUUCAUCAAAUACGCCGUCCGCACCGGCGCCUACGAGCUCUGCAAGCGCAACGGACUCGAGCCGCUGUCGCGCCGGUUCGGCCUCAGCCCGGAGCAGUUUGCCGAGAACCUGCGCGACACGUACCAGCGUCACGAGGUGGAGCAGCUGCCCAGCGACCCGGAGGAGAUGGCGCAGCAGUACAUCACCGGAAACCUGGCCACGCCGCAGGACGUGCUGAAGGCCGCCAAGUUCAUGGUGGCCAGCCAGCUAUCCUGCGAGCCGCUGGUGCGCAAGUGCGCGCGCGAGAUGUUCUACAGCUCGGCGCGCAUCUCCUGCAAGCCCACCAAAAAGGGCAUCAAAGAGAUCGACGAGAGCCACUACGCGUUCACGAUGAAGUACCUCAAAGACAAGCCGGUCAGUUCGCUGCGCGACGAGCAGUUCCUCAAGCUGUACAUGGCCGAGGAGGAGAAGCUGCUGGAGCUCGACAUCGGCUCCAAGAUCACCAACUACUCGGGACAAAACUACGUGGAUGAGGCCAAGGGCCUCUACGCCAGGGACGAGUUCAGCAAGACGGUGCAGAGCUGGAACGAGCUGCGCGGCGAGUGCGUCGAGCUGGCGCUCACUCAGAUGAUCUUUCCGGCGCUGCGCAAGGAGCUGCGCGCCCGGCUGCUGCAGGAGGCGCGCGACUUUGUGCAGCGCAACGUGCGCCGGCGGCUCUUCAACUGGCUGUCGAUCGCGCCCUACUCGGCGCCCUUCCAGCAGGACGACGACGACGAUGACGAGUGGGACAGCUCGGACGGCGUGCGCGUGCUGGCCGUGGCCUACGAGACUGACCCCAACAUGGCCGACUACGCCUGCCUGGUGACCGCCGACGGCGAGGUCAGCGACUACCUCAAGCUGCAGCACCUGCAGAAGAGGAAGGACGCCUGGCGCGAGGCCGACCGGCUGGGCAAACAGCGCGACAUGGAGGCGCUGCGCGAGCUCAUCGAGACCAAGAAGCCGCACGUGAUCGUGAUCGGCGGCGAGUCGCGCGAGGCGAUCCAGAUCUCUGAGGAGCUGCGCGCACUGGUGCAGACGCUGGUGACCGAGAGCCAGUUCCCGGCCAUCCAGGUGGAGAUUCUCGACAACGAGCUGGCCAAGGUGUACGCCAACAGCACCAAGGGCGUCUCCGACUUCCGCGACUACCCGGAGCUGCUGCGCCAGGCCGUGUCGCUGGCGCGCCGCAUGCAGGACCCGCUGCUGGAGUUCGCGCAGCUGUGUAACGCCGAGGAGGAGAUCCUGUGCCUGCGCUACCACCCGCUGCAGGAGCAGCUGCCGCGUGACACCCUGCUCGACACCGUGCAGACCGAGUUCAUCAACCGCACCAACGAGGUGGGCGUGGACGUGAACCGGGCGCUGGCCAGCGCGUACGCCGCGCCGCUCGUCCAGUUCGUAUGCGGACUCGGCGUCAGAAAGGCCACCGCGCUGCUCAAGACGCUGAAGCAGACCAGUCAGCGGCUGGCCAACCGCACCGAGCUGGUCACAGACUGCCACCUGGGGCCGCGCAUCCUCACCAACUGCGCCGGAUUCAUCAAGAUCAACACCAACGCGCUGGGCGACAUCACGGACCGCUACACGGACCUGCUGGACGGCACGCGCAUCCACCUGGAGACGUACGACUGGGCGCGCAAGAUGGCCGUCGACGCGCUCGAGUACGAUGACGUGGACGGCAACCCGGCCGGCGCGCUGGAGGAGAUCAUCGAGAACCCGGCACGGCUGCGCGACCUCGACCUGGACGCCUUCGCCGAGGAGCUAGAGCGACAGGGGCUCGGCAACCGCUCCAUCACGCUCUAUGACAUCCGCGCCGAGCUCAACGACCGCUACAAGGACCUGCGCACGCCGUACGUGUCGCCCGACCCGCUGGAGCUGUUCAACAUGCUGACCAAGGAGACCCCCGACACGCUCUACAAGGGCAAGCUGCUGCUCUGCACCGUCACCGGCUUCACGCGGCGCAAACCGAAACCGGAGCAGAUGAACCAGGACAACCCGGUGCGCGACACGGAGACGGGCCUCUGGCAGUGUCCGUUCUGCCUGAAAAAGGACUUCCCCGAGCUCUCCGAGGUGUGGUCACACUUCGACACCAACGCCUGUCCGGGCAAGGCCAUCGGCGUGCGGAUCCGAAUGGAUAACGGCUGCUCGGGCUUCAUUCAGAUGAAGAACCUCUCGGACAAUCGUGUCACCAACCCGGAGGAGCGCGUCCAGCCGGGCCAGACCAUCUUCUGCCGCGUGGUGAAGAUCGACAUCGAAAAGUUCUGGGUGGAGUGCACCUGCAAGUCGUCCGAUCUGGCCGACAAAAACAAAGAGUGGAGGCCGGCCCGGGACCCGUUCUACGACGCCGACUCCGAGACGGCCGACCGGGACGCCGCCGAGACUGCUCGGAAGCAGAAGGAGGCGCAGACCUACCUGAAGCGCGUCAUCGUGCAUCCGGCCUUUCACAACGUGGACUUCAAGGAGGCGCGCCGGCUGCUGGCCACCAUGGACCAGGGCGAGGCCAUCAUCCGGCCCAGCAGCCAGGGCUCCGACCAGCUGACCGUCUCCUGGAAGGUGGCCGACGACGUGAUACAGCACAUUGCUGUCAAAGAGGUCGGCAAGGAGAACGCCUUCAGCCUCGGCCAGACGCUGCUCAUUGACAAUGAGGAGUUCGAGGACCUGGACGAGAUCCUGGCCCGCCACGUCAGUCCCAUCUCUGCGCACGCGCGCGACCUGCUCAACUACAAGUACUACCGGGACACGGACGGCGGCAAACGGCCGCGCGCCGACGAAAUCCUCCGCGAGGAGAAACGGAAAAACCCGCAGAAAAUACCCUACAUCGUCUCCGUGUCCAAGGAGCACCCGGGCAAGUUCAUGCUGUCGUACCUGCCGCGCACUCGGCCGCGGCACGAGUUCAUCACGCUGACGCCGGAGGGGUUCCGGUUCCGGCAGCAGGUGUUCGAGACGAUCCCGUCGCUGUUCCGGUGGUUCAAGGACCACUUCCGGGACCCGGUGCCGCAGACGCCGCGCGCCGCCGCCGCCCGGACACCGUUCACCCCCGGCGCCGGCUUCAACAUCAACAAUGUGAACCCAGAGGCGGUGGCGCGCGUGGCGCAGAAUCUCUCCGGCAAUGUGCUGCACAACCUGUCGCAGGCGGCCGCGCACCAGACGCCCGGGCACUACCCCAACACGCCCUACACGCCGUCCGGCCAGACCCCGUUCAUGACGCCGUACGCCACCACGCCGCGGUACCAGGGCGGCGGCAGCAGCGGCCACCACGGGCGCACGCCCGGCGGCGGCGGCGGCGGCGGGCCGCACGCGUCGCCGCGCUACCCGCCGGCCGGCCGGCCCACCACCUCCGGCGGGCGUCACUCGCACCCGGCGCCGUCCGUCAGCCACGAGUCGCACGACUGGGCGUCGGCCGCCGAGGCCUGGGCCAAGGCGCGCGGCAACCGCGGCACGCCGCGCGCCGACCCCGGCGGCACGCCCCGCGCCGACCCCGGCCGCAGCACGCCCCGACACGACGGCCGCAGCACGCCCCGACACGACGGGCGCAGCACGCCGCGGACCGACGGGCGGAGCACGCCGCGGAUGGACGGCCGCGGCACCCCGAGGGCCGACGGGCGGAGCACACCGCGCACAGACGGACGCUUCACACCGCGGGGGGACGGCAGCCGCACUCCGCGAGACAAUAUGCCGCCGCCCUUGACACCGUCAUCCCGCGCGAGACGGACGCCGCGGGCCGGCGAGACGCCUCUGUACGACGAGUGAUGGGCCGCCGCGCCGCGGUGGCGGGACUAUUCUGUGAGCGAGCUGGGGUCGCACCGACCCAUUCCUCGGCGCGCGGCCGCCGCGCGCCGGCCCGGCCGACCGGGCGCCGGCGGCCGCCGUCCGGCUGUGUGCGCGCGCCACUGGGGCCGCGCGCGCCCUAUCCUGUACCGCACAGAGCCAAAUACACGGACACGACGCG
Messenger RNA from Amphibalanus amphitrite, 5983 nucleotides. RefSeq names its product transcription elongation factor SPT6-like. The record is from RefSeq and is a predicted model, not a curated record. Gene Ontology annotation, biological process: transcription elongation by RNA polymerase II; positive regulation of transcription elongation by RNA polymerase II; nucleosome organization. The coding region runs from base 427 to 5784 and encodes 1785 amino acids. The transcript has 22 exons. Gene Ontology annotation, molecular function: histone binding; nucleosome binding; DNA binding. Lineage: Eukaryota; Metazoa; Arthropoda; Thecostraca; Balanomorpha; Balanidae. Gene Ontology annotation, cellular component: transcription elongation factor complex.